CUUCUAUUUAGAUAUGAUAAAGUUGGACAUGUUAAAGCUGACAGUGAUUCUCAUGGCACUGCCUUGUGUAAUCACAAUCUCCAUCAUAAAUUGGAGUCCAGAAACAUUAGAUCACACCCUUCUCCAAGAUUCUGCAUUCAAUUUUGGGAUACCUCAUCUGAUUGGCGAGGAUGUCCAACUUCUUCUUCAAGACGUGGAGGAUGAAGAUAUAAUUGUACUUUACGGAGGUCAGCGGCUGACGCUACUCAACAGUAACCAAGUUGCUGUCGAGAAGGGCCAGAUAAUUACUGCUGGAUCCAAUGUGUGUACAAGUUCCUGUGAUAAGUACGAUGGUCAGCUCAAGAAGGGGAAGUUUCCCUAUCUUGAUAGCUCUAUAGUACUUGGAUACAAAUCUGACCUACUUCGUGUUUUACCACACGACUUGGCUAAUCUUCAGACUUUUCUCUCUGACCAAUUCCUCGCUGGAGGUAGUGACAUCUUGGUGGAUACUUCUGGAGAAAGAAUAUCAACUAUUGGCAAGGACAACUUUCAAUUAGCGGAGUUGGAGUUUACAGAUACAAACAACACCUUGAUAUUGGAAGGUGGUAAGCCUAACAUUGUUCACCUUGCUGAAUCCGCCCCUCUUCCUGCUCAGCGACUCUUUAGUGAGAUUGGACGAUAUGUUGGCAAUGGAAUCACAAGGACUACUUGCAAUUCUUGUAACAAAAAGAAAGACUUCGCCCCGACACUAUUUAUUGUGGUUUACAUUGAAGAACACUAUCCCUUUCUAUCUAACCUGUUGAAAAGUCUACAAGCUAUGAAGUACGAUAAGAGCAGAGUUGAGCUGGUUAUCCUAUCUCUUGUUGAUAGUGACCUUGUUAAUGAAUGGACACCCGAGGGAUUUGAGAAAUUCACUCACUUGGAAGAGGAAUUUGACAGUGAAGAUCACGACUCGAGGCACUACUUUCUCGAGUUGUUCGCUAAGACAGCUGCUGAGUACUUCGUGUUCAUUGACUCGAGUGUACACAUUACUGUGGACACUAUUCCUGAGCUAGUUUCUUAUCAGAAACCAGUUAUAGCUCCGCUCUUGGCACAACGGGACGGAACAGCCUGGUCCAACUUCUGGGGGACCUUCACGGACACUUGGGGGUACAAGAGAUCUGCUGACUAUGCUAAUAUUCUCACCAGAACUGUCCAGGGUGUUAUGCCAGUAGCUUGUGUACGAAAUCUGUAUGUUGUUGAACGAUCUAUAGCCGUUAAAAUGGUGGAAUGGAAUUCAUACGACAAUCAUCUUGAACCAGAUAUCUCGUUCUGCAAAACCCUGUUUGAGAACCGUGUCCCUGUGUUUAUCUCUAAUGUUCACAAUUAUGGGUGGUUAAAGACCAAGGAAGACGGGGCUGAUCUUAAGUUAGCCGGACUAUUUUUGGAGGAUUGGAAAGAAAAAUACGUCAGUUACAAGGUUUUGGAGGCGGAAGCGUUUUCUGAGCCAUGCAAAAAUGUGUUUCUCCAAAAAUCGGCUUUCACCGUGGAGUUUGGACGAGACAUGGUCACAGCUCUGGAUUCUCUACCAGGUUACUCGGGCAAACCGAAAUUCUAUGACAGACCCGGCUACAAUGUUACAAAGUCAGUAUAUAAUGACACGCUCACAUCUGUUAUUCUGGACCUGACUGAGGAUGUUGUUUCUAAACUUUACACUGGUUACAAGCCCAAAGGGGAGCUUUACGACAGUUGGAUAAUUGAGGUUGAGGGUAAAUUCGAGAAGAAGAGACACGUACAUAGAGGGAAUCCUGCUGCUUAUCAUGUUUUAGUGCCUCUUAACGAUUAUCCUGCUGUGGAAGGUGUUGUAACUGGUUAUUUCUUCACGAAACAAAGCUGCUACGUGACGGAUAUAGAAGCUGGAGACCUCCUCAUAUUCCCCGGUUUUAUUACUCACCAGAAAGUUGAGGUUGAGCCGCCCCAAGGAAUGCACCUUUACCUGGAGAUGUCAUUUGAUCCUCCAAAAUAGGUCGUGAUCAUUUCUUUUCAUAUUUUUUAUAGUUUUAUACUGGGGAUUAUUAUAAACAUACUUUUUUACAGUAAAAGGGUUCGUAUUCAUAUUUUAUAUUUUAUACAAUUUUGCUAGCAAACUUUACGUUUUAUUUUUGUACCAAUUAGAGUUUUUUAUUCUCUUCCGUAAAC
Messenger RNA from Bolinopsis microptera, 2157 nucleotides. Its product is annotated as procollagen-lysine,2-oxoglutarate 5-dioxygenase 1-like. Bases 14 to 1984 code for a protein of 656 amino acids. Lineage: Eukaryota; Metazoa; Ctenophora; Tentaculata; Lobata; Bolinopsidae. The transcript has 14 exons. The record is from RefSeq and is a predicted model, not a curated record.